Molecule: messenger RNA, 2791 nt
Organism: Blepharisma stoltei
Lineage: Eukaryota; Ciliophora; Heterotrichea; Heterotrichida; Blepharismidae
Source: the annotation of a GenBank genome assembly
AUGCAUGAAGAGCAAGCUAAAUUAUCUUGGUUUUAUAACAUAAAAAUGGUGAUGGCAUACCACCCGACCUCUCGACCCAAUUUCUUCAACACCAGCAGGCAGGCCAAGUGGUGGAGAUUUAGGUGGAAGGGGAUCGGUAAUCCUUUAUAUAUGUCGGGCUGGGCUUUCUCGGGCCUCAGGGAGCUAAUCCUCGGGACUUAGAGUUUUUCCUCCAGAGCAACCAUUUGAAAGGGCAAGGUCGGCCAAUGUUUGAGGGCAAUAUGACCCUUAGACCCUGAAGAUAGUAUUUACCUAACGAGAAACUGGAGUUUCGACCAAGGUGGUUGACCCUUAGGCUCCAGUAGUCAUGAAAGUCAAGAAUAGUGAGCGAAUCCCCUGUUUGCGGCAACAGGGAGGGCGUCUGUCGAACCUCCUUGGGAAGAUGAACGCAUAGGGGUGGAAAUCCCGGCCCUGCAAGAUGAACAGCAAUACUUAAUCUUAAAUCUUGGGUUUUAAUAUUUUUUAUGAUUUAUGCUCCUCUAGCCCUUUUUGAAGCUUAUAGGUUUGAAAUCUCUCACUGUUUGGACUCUUUAGGAUUUUCAUCUAUUCUGAAUAUCGAAUUUAUCUCUUUUUUAUGGUAUCCAUGAAACUGAAUUCUCAGCUUUCGUUUUAUUAUUGUGGGAUUCAGUUUUGCAGGUGCAUCUUUAAAUCGCAACAUCUGAAACACUAGUGCACAAUCUUUAGUAUCUGGAUCUUAGAUCUUAGCAGGCAUCGGGCUUUACUGUUUGGCAUUCUCAAAUAAUUAGAAUGGUGCAUUUCGUACGCGGUCAUCAGUCCUCAUUGCAUUUUCUAAUUAUGAGGCUUGGGUUUCCAAGGGAUUCUAUCCCGGCACAGUCAGAUAAGCAACUGGGAGGGGUGGUUACAGCCCUCUGGCCUGACCUUAGGGAAAAUGAAAGGCCCAUGGACUUUCCCAUUUCCAUCCGACAGCAGAAACGGAGCCUUAAUCGUCACACGGCAUCAAGAAAGAUAGAAGUAGCUCACGCAUGAGCCGUCUUAGUCGGCAGCACCAUAUCAGACCGUGCCUUGGCUAUCGAAGCAAAUCGUCCUAGAGGCUUGCGAGCCGGCACCAGAAUAAGACAGCGGAUUGAAUUACUAAAUUAAUUAGGACCCAAAAAUAGUCAACUUUCUUCAAUAUUCAAGCAUCUUAUAUUGAUUUAGCUAUUGAAUAACAGGCUUUAUAUCUCUUUUUCAAUUAUCUGAUUAUCCUUAUAUAAAUGCAUAUCAUCUUUUGCUGUCUGGAAUCGCUAAUUCUUUUUUCUUUAUACUUUACAAUAUUUCUGCAAGAGAUUUUGAAUAUUUUAUUUUAUACACUAUAAUGAUUGGAGUAUUUAUAUUAAUAUGAGUUAAGCUGCAAAACGUCUAUGCUAUUGAAAAAUAUAAGCUGCUAAUUGUCAUUUCAACAGCUCUUAUGUUAAAAAGGAUUUUUUAUUAUGAGAACGAUAUUAGUGACAUCUUUUAUUUCUGUCUUUCCUAUUUUUUUUACGCUGCAAUUAUAUAUUUUCUUACCUUUUAUUUUUCUGUCUCAUAUAAAAUCUUAUAUGAUUAUUUUGAAAAUGCCAGGCAAGAGCUUCAAGAAAAAAGUAAAAAAACAGUUAGAAUCGAAGAGAAUAUAUGAAAAAUGUGCAAGAUAUAUAUAUUUGUUGCGCUUAUUGCUUAUGCUAUGUAUCUCACUCAUUCUUUAAUAACUUCUUUAUGAGGUGAAGUUAGAAUUUUAAAAGAACUAUUCUUUAUGAUUUUUUCAGGAGCAGCAGGGAAUAUUUUAGUCUGCUCUGAAGACAGCAAUUAUAUUUUACGCGAAGGGAUCUUAAAUUCUUUUUCAUUUUAUUGCCAAAUUUAUAUAAAUAUAUUAAAUGACUGGCGAGCCUUCUAGCCCUCUUAACACUUGUGGCUAGCGAGAACCAGUGACUUUUGGAAGAGGAUGGCGCUAAAAAAUUAUUUUAUAUACGGCUAUAAGUGGGAGCCCUACUAGCCGGACUAUCUUGACUCCAGGAAAGGUGGGUGCGUAUAAGGCUCUGCCAAAAUUAUUUGAAUUUUCUAGAGACUCACGCAAUUUAAGGAUCAGCUUAUUACGUUAGAGCGACAUACUGUAGGAAGCCCGAUAGUCCUGAUAGGUGAAGAUUAUGUGAGAGGCAAAAUCUAGCCCAUCUGGCAGAGAGAGAAAAACCUUCGGGGGAGAAACAAAACUUCCAUCUUCUGCAAGAUUUCCCAAACCUGAAAGCCUACUUCAAAAAGGGACAGAGGCUUUUUUCAGCUCCAUCAGGGUAGGUCCGACCUGCUCCAUAUGGAGUGCUCCUCGGAGAUCAAUUUCCUCAACGUCACCAUUUUAUUUCUCAGAUGGUGUAUGGAAUAUAUCCGACUGUGUUUUUAACUGACAUGGUCGAGCCUAGUUUCGGGUUAGCUGACAGCUCCGAAGGAGAUAAAAACCAUGGUGAGAAUGAUUCCCAGCGAGAUAACAGGUGUUGCAUCCUGGGUUUUCCAUUUUAGUCUUAAGAUAGCCAGAAAAUUUGAUUUUCGAAUUUUCUGAAGCUCACCCCGUUGGUUGUGACCCAGCGUCUCUGACUUGAUGGCAGCUAGUGCAAGCCCUCUUCUGUGAUGAGUAGCACAGUGGAAAGCCAAGUCCGAACUGGCAAGGCGAAUUGAUAAUGGAAGCUACUAGUGACCUUCGAACCUGCAAAAAGCUUCUCUAUCAUCUAGUCUAAGAUAAUUAAGCCAAAUAUUUAUAUCAAGAAGAAUUAUUAUAUUGAUUUUUUAA